Molecule: messenger RNA, 1938 nt
Organism: Penaeus vannamei (Pacific white shrimp)
Lineage: Eukaryota; Metazoa; Arthropoda; Malacostraca; Decapoda; Penaeidae
Source: RefSeq, a predicted model, not a curated record
AUGGUGUUCGUCCUCAUGACCCUCUGCGGCCUCGUCCUCCUCGUCCUCAACGUCGUCAUCAUCGCCUGCAUCUUCCGUCGCCGCAGGAGGAGGAUGCUGAGGGCAUCUUCAAGGACGAAAGCCAAGUCCGAAACGCCGGUGACCUGUGAUGACACGGACGGCUUCCUGCCCCUCAAGACCCGCACGCCUUCGGGGUCAGCUCAGUGCCAGGGCGCCCCCAGCGGCUCCUCCGCCAGAGCCUCGCACCGUCAGUCCGCCGGCCCCUCCCUGGGGAAGACGCCGCCCAGGGAGGACGCGAAUCUGCCCCAGAACGGCGGCGUCCCCUCCAAGAAGUCCCCGGCCAGAGAGCGACGUCGGAAGGGGCGCUCGGCGCAGCGCGACGUCUCUCCCGACGCCCGCGGCGAGGAGGAGUGCUGUCCCGCGUCCUCCGUCCCUCUCCCGACUCCUCCGGCGGCGCUCUACGGGAACCUCGACGCCGCCGCGCACGUGCUGCCCUUCGCCGCCCCGCGACACGUGCACAGCCACACGCACAGCUGCAUCAUCCACAGCCCGCAGGAUCAGCCCCCGCACCUCCACGCGCCCGUGUUCAUCCCCAGCGUCUACGACGGGCGGGACUUCGCCCACACGCUCCCGGGGCGCCAGUACGUGUGCCGCGACCACCAGAGGCGCCCGCCCCAGGGGCACGGGCAGCAGGACGGUCACCAUGAGUGCCAGGCACAGUCUCCCAAGGCGUAUCACCAGGGACCGCAUCAGCCGUACCAGGGAGAAUACCAGGCGCGUCCAAUGCAGCACAGGGGGUACCAAGAACAGCGCGCAGCAUACCAGGGGCAGCAGGAAGCAUACCAGCGGCAGCACCAGGCGCGCAGUACCAAGCACAGCCGGACGCGCAGCAACAGCAGGCACACGUGGACGACAGCCCUUCGCGUCAGAGGCCCCGCCUUCCCCGGGACGGACCAGCUGCUCAACAGACGUACUUGGAUGCGUACGGACUGGAGGGCACGGGCGGCGCGCCCCUGGAAGACCCCGCUGCCCAGUAUCCCGCUGAAGAGGCUUCUCACCAACAGUCGCACUUUGUCCGCAGGGGGCCCAGUUACCGUGCUAACGGAGGAGGACCAGACGUCUUCCUUCCUGGAGACCCUGCAGCGCCCUCCGGAGGCCUUCGCGGACCCGACGUCCUUCGACCACCCAGUCUACUUCCUUCCGCAUCAUCCUGAGGGCCACGGUCCUCCCCUUCCUUCCCCUGCGCUCCCCCGAGGGACGGGCGGCAUGGCCUCCCGCCCUUGCCCCUCGAUGCCAGCCCCUCUCCCCUUGCCCUACUCGCACCAGCACACGCCGGCGCCCUUUGACCAGGAUCGCCCGCCCUCCUCCGGCCGAAGUCCUAGCCAGAGCCGCCCUCCGCCACCCAGCCCAGGCCACCGCCACCCCACGCCGCCCACCCCAGGUCCCAGCACCCACCCCCAGCCCAGGCCACCGCCACUCCACGCCGCCCAGUCCCCGAGAUUCUCGCCGCCCAUCCCCGCCCACGCCAAAGACGCCCACCUCGAGGCGGCCGUCCCCGAGUGCGAAGAGCAGGCGCGCCCAGCAGCCGCCCGACAGCCCGAGCCAGGCGCCGCGCCCACCGCCCGCCGCGGGACCGAGCCGCCCGCCGCCCAGCCCCAAGCAGCGCGCCCAGCCCCUGCGCGUGGCCCCAGCCCGACGGUCGAGCGGCGGCGGCUGCCCCUCGCGUCCAGCAGCAGCUGUUCCGCUCCAAGGUGGCCUUCAAGCGGGGUCCCUCGCCCCUCCGCCGCCCCCACCGCCCCCGCCUCCUUCGGCGCAGUUCGCGAGACGCCCGCGCUUCCCGACGACUUCCUGUGGCAGCGAGGGGUGGGCAGGACGCCGGGGCAGGAGGGGACGGACGCCGUCGAGGGAGGACCAAACACGACCAACAGAACCAGAUGA